This is a messenger RNA of Tricharina praecox, 439 nucleotides long. RefSeq lists its product as uncharacterized. Bases 37 to 315 code for a protein of 92 amino acids. Lineage: Eukaryota; Fungi; Ascomycota; Pezizomycetes; Pezizales; Pyronemataceae. The record is from RefSeq and is a predicted model, not a curated record. The transcript has a single exon.
GGUUACAUUUCGGGCUGUUUUCUGUUCAAUUCUGUCAUGAUAUCGUUACCUUUUCAUCUUCACACUUUCUGUGUAUCUUCAGGCUUCCACUUACCAUGGGCUAGCCACACUUGUUUCUUGUCUAUUAUUAGGGCUUUUCCUUUUUUCCCCUUCUUUUUUUUUUUUUUUUCCCUUCUAUAUUGGCUUUUCCUUUUCCUUUUUUUAUUAUCUUCAGCGUCUAUUUUGUCCCAGGUAAAAAAAAAACGGACUGUUUGGGGAUUUGCCUAUCUUUUUUUUCUUUUCUUCUCCUUCUUGUUUGUCUCAUACCCAUACUAGCUUUUUUUUUUGAAGGUACAUACAUUAUUUUUUAGGGGCACCUUUUUUUUUCUUUCUCUUUUCUCUUUUCUCUUUUGGUUUUGGUUUUUUUUUUCCUUUUCCUUGUGUUUGGGAUUGGGGAUUG